AUGAACGCCAACUACAACAACUAUACAGGAGUGUCUGACUUCAUUACCUCAGAAGAACUACACUCUAGUGCCUCCUCGAAUCCUAAUUCAGUUUCUCCCUUUGGUGUACAGAAUUCUCCACCCGAUGGGUACAUCCACACGGUUGAUGAUGGGAUCCAUGCACAACAAAUGAAUAUUACGGCAGAUCACUCGACCUUGGGGAACCUAGACUCUAGAUCAUUGAACCAGGCUGCAGAGACUCGACAAGGAGAUGGUCAGGACCAGAUGAGAAAUACCGCAGCUCGGCCCGUGACUAAAAGUAGAAGAGCAUGCGACUCGUGCAGUAUCCGCAAGGUCAAGUGUGAUUUGAAAGUUCCUUGUGGCAGAUGUGUUACACACGGCUUGGAGUGUACAAACAUUCGAGUAAAGAAAAAGUGUGGUCCAAAGAAGAUACACGACAAAACAAGAGAUGCAAUAAAGAAACUUGCAAUUACAACUGCAUUAGAAACUAACCACUUUGUGCCAUUAAUCAGCUUAGAGACUCUACUACCUUGUCUUAAUGUUUAUCAGGUCUGGUAUUACGGAAUAUGGCCUGUCGUAUCAGUGGCAGAACUAAUUUCCCGAAUUGUUGAACCAUCGGCAUACGCAUUGGGGUGUGCUAUUUGCGCCACAAUCACUGGCCAAGUGAAGUUUAUGGCCAAUCAAAAACUCGUACCAAAAAGUAUCCUCGAUAUCGAUUUUACUUCAGAAGCCAUUCGAGUGAAAAAAACUGAGCCAACUUUGGAAUGCAUUUUGACUUCGUUUUUUCUCCAUAUUGCAUUGGCUCACGCGGAUGCUGGUGCAACUGCUGUAUGCUAUUUGAGGGAAUCAAUCACCCUUGCACAGAUUAUGGGGCUUGACAGAGUGGAAACUUAUUCCAGUUCACCAGCGGAAACUCACAGAAUGAGGAAAAUCUACUACUUAUUGGUGGUUACCGAACGUUUUGUGGGUCUUGAGCUGUCACUUCCGGUUAUACUUGAACCAUCUGUGCCGUUUCCUUCUCUUGACGACGAGGAAUAUUCAAUAUUAAUUGGUGGUUUCAAGGAAUUGGUUAAGAUUUUUGCAAUACCCAACAAGUCCAUUUUUGAUCAGUUUCGAGCACUCAAGCAUGAUACAAACUCCUUCCGCUUAAUAUCGACAGUACAGAGUCAGCUACAACAGAUUACAAUACUUGAAGCCGCGCCAGACAUUCAAAAGGCAAACAUAUUAAUAAGCAAGUACUGGAUGAUGACCUUGACCUGGGAGGCAGCUAGCACAAACAAUAUGAUUGACGGUUCAGAGUUUUGUCUAUCAAACGAGUUCCCAAUAGCCAUUGCUAGAGAGUUUUGCGAAACGACAAGAACACUUCCUUUAAUAUCUUUUGAGUUUAAUGGGCCUGGUGUCUGCGUUAAACUUCAGGUAAUUGCGAGAGCCCUCAUGAAAGCGGUAAACAUAACAAGAAAUCCUACUGGAUAUGAGUAUAUGCGGCGCAUCUUUGAUAUGUUGGCACAGCUAAAAAACGAAGUGCGGCUUUCGAUAACCCAAUUUCAAGCUUUGGAACUUACUUUAACUAGUAUGGAAUCGAUGUUGAGUUUGAGAGGAGUCAAAGGAGGAUACUUGACAGAUGUGGAAGCAUUUGAUGGUGUUAUCGGUCUGAAUAUCUACGGGGGAGUAUCCUGA
Messenger RNA from Lodderomyces theae, 1677 nucleotides. RefSeq names its product transcription factor (gene SUC1). NCBI's taxonomy places the organism in Eukaryota, Fungi, Ascomycota, Pichiomycetes, Serinales, Debaryomycetaceae. The transcript has a single exon. Gene Ontology annotation, molecular function: zinc ion binding; DNA-binding transcription factor activity, RNA polymerase II-specific. The coding region runs from base 1 to 1677 and encodes 558 amino acids. The record is from RefSeq and is a predicted model, not a curated record. Gene Ontology annotation, biological process: regulation of DNA-templated transcription.